AUGCCUGCCACCGCCUUCGCCUUGGCCUCCGUCGCCGCGUCGCCGUCUCCGUGGUCGCCACGUCCGCCUGCCCCGCCGAGAAGCGGAAGCAGCGCGGGCGGGGGCGGGGCGACGAGCCCUCCACCGCCACCCCGUGGGCGAGCCCCGACUGGCUCACGUCUCUCGCGCGCGGUCGGCCGGAGCCGGAGCGGCGGCGGCGACGACUCGGGGAUCCCCGUCGCGUCCGCCAAGCUCGACGACGUGCGGGACCUCCUCGGCGGCGCGCUCUUCCUGCCGCUCUUCAAGUGGUUCCGCGAGGAAGGGCCCGUGUACCGCCUCGCCGCGGGGCCACAGGACUUCGUCAUCGUUAGCGACCCCGCCGUCGCCAGGCACGUGCUGCGCGGCUACGGCUCGCGCUACGCGAAGGGGCUAGUCGCUGAAGUCUCCGAGUUCCUCUUCGGCUCCGGCUUCGCCAUCGCGGAGGGCGACCUAUGGACGGUGAGACGCAGAGCUGUUGUGCCUUCCCUGCACAAAAGAUUUCUGUCCAUUAUCGUGGAAAAGGUAUUUUGUAAAUGUGCUGAGAGAUUAAUAGAGAAACUUGAGCCAUAUGCUUUGAGUGGGGAAGCUGUCAAUAUGGAAGCGAGGUUUUCUCAGUUGACAUUGGAUGUGAUUGGUUUGUCAUUGUUCAACUACAAUUUUGAUUCCCUCACAACAGAUAGUCCUGUCAUUGAUGCUGUUUAUACUGCACUCAAAGAAGCAGAGCUUCGUUCUACAGAUCUUUUGCCAUACUGGAAGAUUGAUUUCUUGUGCAAGAUAAUUCCAAGACAGAUAAAAGCAGAGAAUGCAGUUAGGAUUAUAAGAAACACUGUUGAAGAGCUGAUUAUGAAGUGUAAAGAAAUAGUGGAAGCUGAAAAUGAACAGAUUGAGGGUGAGGAAUAUGUAAAUGAGGGGGACCCUAGCAUUCUACGCUUCCUACUUGCUAGCCGAGAUGAGGUAAGCAGUGUACAAUUACGUGAUGAUCUCUUGUCAAUGUUAGUUGCUGGUCAUGAAACAACAGGCUCUGUACUGACAUGGACAAUCUAUCUUCUCAGUAAGGAUCCGGCUGCACUGAGGAGAGCUCAAGAUGAAGUAGAUCGUGUUCUACAAGGUAGACUCCCAAAUAUGAGGAUGUGCUGUUACAGUGCAAUAGUUGAUGAUGUUCUUCCUGGAGACUAUAAGGUUAAGGCUGGUCAAGAUAUUAUGAUAUCUGUGUACAAUAUACACAGGUCCCCAGAGGUCUGGGAUAGAGCAGAUGAGUUCAUUCCAGAGAGGUUUGAUUUAGAGGGACCUGUUCCAAAUGAGUCAAACACAGAUUUCAGGUUUAUCCCAUUCAGUGGAGGUCCUCGGAAAUGUGUUGGAGAUCAAUUUGCUCUCCUAGAAGCGAUAGUGGCACUUGCAGUUGUGUUGCAGAAGAUGGAUAUUCAGCUUGUGCCAGAUCAAAAGAUUAACAUGACUACUGGAGCUACAAUUCAUACAACCAAUGGACUAUAUAUGAAUGUAAGCCUGCGUAAAGUUCAGCAAGCUGAGUUUGUACUGAG
Messenger RNA from Miscanthus lutarioriparius, 1556 nucleotides. Lineage: Eukaryota; Viridiplantae; Streptophyta; Magnoliopsida; Poales; Poaceae. The record is from the annotation of a GenBank genome assembly.